CCGACGACCGGUUCUGACUCUCGAGAGUCUAGUAAAUCAUCUGGUUUCAUCAGCUGAUCGACCAGCCACUCGCGUCCGAGUGAACCUGAUACUGAUUCACCCACGAGGUUAUAGGACAUCCAGUGUAGUCCAAGGGACUAAGGACUGUGAUUUCAGAAGAGAGGAAACUUUGAAAAUGAAGAGACAGAGAGACAGAAUCUGGCUGAUGCUGGUGCUGGUCUUGAGUCCGAUGGUGUUGGUGGACAGCUCAUGGCCUUCGUGCGUUGGAAAAACCAUACUAAGAUCCAGCGGUUUAUCCUGCGAGGAGAAGCAGGCCAUCUUAGACGAGCAUAAUCGGCUGAGACAGCUGGUGGCUUUGGGGCAGAUUCAUGGACAGCCGAGCGCCGCGAAUAUGAGGGAAAUGGUCUGGGACGACGAAUUGGCGGCGAUCGCGCAGAGAUGGGCGAACAGGUGCACGGAGAUCCACGACAAUUCCAGAAACGUUCGUAGGUUCGCAGUGGGGCAAAAUAUCGCUUGGACAUGGACAACGAGACCUCCGGGACCGUUCGACGACGAACCGAACUGGAGACAGAGGAUCACGGAUUGGUUCAACGAGGUGCAACAUUAUCGAGCCGGUUACAGCGACGCCACUGGGCACUACACUCAGAUCGUCUGGGGCGACACGUACCUCGUGGGCUGUGGAUACUCCUUCUACUACGACCCGGCUCGAGGCUACACCAAGUAUUAUGUCUGCAACUACGGGCCCAGUGGCAACGUGCUAGGCUUUCAACCCUAUCAAUCAGGCCAGCCUGCUUGCGGCAGCUACGGGAUGGUUUAUUCGAAUCGAUACGCCGGACUUUGCUCUGGACACAAUUACUACCACCUGGGUGCCCUCUGUCCAUAUGGGCGAUAGGACAGUAGGAAAAAUGGAACGAUCGUGUUGAUAACGUGACUUUGAAGGAUAAAAGUUGAAGAAAACGAACACUGCGUCGAGAUUGAUCGUUGGAUAUUAUUUAAAAUAUAGUUCAUUGUUUCUAGUCCGUAACAAUUAGGUUCUAAUCGCGUUCGAAGAAGGAAAAAAUAGCGAACGUUUUAGGAAGUUAAUUAGGUUGCUCGUAGAUUAUCAUGUACACCGGCUGUAACGGAGGAAACUCGUUAAACCGAGAUCCGAUAAGCCGCGUUACAAAACCUCGUUGAACGUGUUAAACAAAAUUAAUUGGAAAGCGAAAUCGAUUCCCAAUUUUCACGGGAUUCGGGGAUAUUGGAGUAUCAGUGAAGGCUCUAAUCAGAUUUUGAUUAAAAAUGAGAAAAUAAAAAAUUAAUAAACAUAUCACCCGACAACAAAUAAAAAGUAACUGAACCGAUUGUCGAAAUUUUCGUCCAUGAAGGUAAUUUCAAAUUCACAUGUCCAAGGCACCAGGAUUUUUACAAUAUUUCGGGACACCGUGGGAUAAUAAAGGUCCCAUAAAACACCGAAUACCGGGUCGUUUAAGCGAAUACUAAAAUAUUCCAAGCAUUAUAUCCAACGUGUUGUUUUCCCCCAUAAACGUGGCCCCAUGCAAUCUUUAUAAGCGCGAGUUGCUUCCUGCAUCCUGUUGCCGGAACAGGAAUCUCUUUAACGUCCAAACUUAUGGUGUGUUUCUAUGUUAUACCGAGUUCCAAGACUCGGCAGAAAAUUUGUUAAACACAAAAUCUCUCUUUAGAGAGAUUAAAAAAAAAAAAUAGGAUUGGGUUCGCGAAGAAAUUUCACGAUCAACUUUUCCCAAAGAGACGACCGAGAUGAAUCUCUUAAAUAAUAUUUAUUCUUAUUUUAAAAUAUAUGCACAACAACUUAGGUGUUAUUCACAAUUAGGUAUUUUCUUUCAUAUCUUUUUUUGUCUGUUUUUCUUUUGAUUUACAAUUAUAUAUAAUAUAUAUAUAUAUAUAUCUUUACAAUUCGCAAUGAGGUAAAACUAAGUUUAUCAAAGAUUAUUACGACCGAGAGUAGUUCGUAAGAAUUCGAAUUGAAAAUCGUCUAACUAAAUCGGCCUUCCGCGGCUCAGCCGUCCAGAAUCUGACACGCAAUGAUCACAGAUCAGUAGAACGUCGAUUCGUCAAUUGGCCAAGAAAUACCUGCCUUAUAUUUAUCCUUUUAAUAUUAUUCUCAGAUUCUCAGAUUUCUUCUGUCGACUGGGCGCCGAACGGAUAUGAGACGGUCGAUCACGGAAACGAGCUUAAUUUUAACCCUUAUCUAUCCCUCCCUUAACAAUCCUUUCGCUGAGGAUCACGUAUAUAUAAAUCCCAAAACGAUAGCCUCUUGAAACCGUACAUAUACGUGUAGUUAACUACGGCAGACUCUCGUUAUAUUGCCACGCGAGGGAUUUGACCUCCUAAUGCCCCCCCCCCCCAAUCAUAUUUUACGAUGAUGAUGCUCUUUUAUAUCCCCUCCCACCUUUCAAAUGGAAGCUUGCAAGAUUUUCCGCUCCUACAGCGCCAUCCGUGGCGAUAUAACGAGAGCCCACUGUACAUGGCUGCUGUUGCUUUCAAGCCACAGCGAAAGGAUUAAUGUUAUUAUUACACGUAAUAGAUUUCCACGUUCAGAGUGCUUCAUAAAAUAGAUUUAACCUUAAUUUAGUUUUGGUAUGUUUAUUUUUUUUUCUGUUUCUUCUUUUGUGCAAUCGCAUAGCCAUUGUCUUCUGCGUUAGGUCUCCCGCUAACCGAGUGGUCGUAAACAGGCGAAAUAAUCCGUGUGCCUGUGAACGUAGAUCGAAAUUCUCGAAGAGGAAUUGAAAUCUGAUAAUUGAAAUUUAAUUUCACGCUGAGUUUCAUUCAUCGUUUCACGAAAGUAUCGACUAAUUUUUGGAGACGUCUUGCAUUUUUCGGCGGGAAUCUCGAUCUUCGUUUGAGAAAGGAUAAAAUCUAACCCUAUAAGAACAGGCUGCCUUCAGAAACGCUGAUUUUUCAUCCGCGGAUACCGGAAACCGAGUAAUUCUCUUUAGGCCGGUUGAAGAAACCCUCGAGCUAAUUAAAUUUGAAAUUUUAAUUCCUGAAAAGAAGAGACCGAGGUUAACCCUACUGUUAUCAACGAAAUUGAAUUCAAUUCCUUGGAAAAUGCGUGUCUGAAAUUCCUCCUGUUCUAAUUUCUUUUUUUUUCUUACUUAUCACAAGCCAGCCUGCGAGAUAAUUCAGAUUCUUAUAACGUUUAGUUAAGGACGAGUCGUAUUAACACUUUAAACAAUGAAAUAGAGCGGUGGCCCUGGGCAACUCGAUGGCCCUUGAGCGAAAUAAAGUGUCUUAAAAAGAAAAUAAACAGCUUUUCUUAUUGGCUUCUGGUAUAGCUGCCCUGGCACCUAAGGGCAAUCGAGGUUGCCCCCCGGGCAGAGUUGCCCCCGCCCCGGGCAGAGUUGCCCAGGAGCUUGAAAUAGAGGAUCGGUGCAACAAUUACUGAGAAAAAUCGUGUAUAUGUGUUUACGUAUAAAAACCAAAUGUGUUUAUUGAGCUGCGAAUGCCCACGACGGAUUUCUGAAUCUUUUUUUUUUUCAUUUUAAAUAUAUUUUCUUUUUUGAACAAAAUGCGAACGCUUAUCCACGAGGUAUCCCGCUGUUCGACUUUGAUUAACAAACUACAGUUAGCGCAAAAGCAAACAUUUGGUUUAAUUUUACUAAAUGGACUGAAACGUUAAACUGGCCAGAUUCGUUACGUCGAUCACAACCGGGUUAUAUGCAGCGUUCGCAUUCGCCAGUCGCAUAUAUAUAUGUACACGGGCUAAUUAAAUAUAUUUUACAUAUGCAACAUAUGUAUAUACAUCGAACUAUGAUCAGGAUGGUUCAAUUGAUAUCCAAGGGGCUCUCAGCCUACCCCUAAACUCCCACUUCGUUCUUCACUUUAUAUAAAUAUACACCCCAGACUUAAUCCAGACCCUGUGUACGAAAUCAAAUCCACCAGAAUUACAGAAAAAUCAUAUUUGAUGAUCGAAAAACCUGACUUAUAAUUUCA
Molecule: messenger RNA, 3954 nt
Organism: Osmia bicornis bicornis
Lineage: Eukaryota; Metazoa; Arthropoda; Insecta; Hymenoptera; Megachilidae
Product: venom allergen 5-like
Exons: 7
Coding region: 176-892 (238 amino acids)
Cellular component (GO): extracellular region
Source: RefSeq, a predicted model, not a curated record